This is a messenger RNA of Impatiens glandulifera, 683 nucleotides long. RefSeq names its product sulfiredoxin, chloroplastic/mitochondrial. Lineage: Eukaryota; Viridiplantae; Streptophyta; Magnoliopsida; Ericales; Balsaminaceae. Gene Ontology annotation, cellular component: cytoplasm. Gene Ontology annotation, molecular function: sulfiredoxin activity. The transcript is spliced from 6 exons. Gene Ontology annotation, biological process: cellular response to oxidative stress. The record is from RefSeq and is a predicted model, not a curated record.
AUGGCAAUGAUCAGAUACGAACUUCUAACCAGAAAGAGUUAAGUUGGAUCAAUGGCGGCGGCGAGGUUUCUUCUGCAAUUCCCCAACGCAGCCGCCGCAAGGAAUCUAUCUGUUUCUGCUUCGUCUAACCGUAAAACCUCUUCUCUCUCUCUGCCAUGUGCAAGCUCGAAUUCAUCCCCAUCAUCAGUGGGUGGUCCUUUGAUAAUAGAACUUCCACUGGAGAAAAUCCGGAGGCCGCUGAUGAGAACGAGAGCUAACGAUCCCCUGAAAGUGAAGGAUCUGAUGGACAGCAUCAGCGAGAUCGGCCUUCAAGUUCCGAUUGAUGUGCUAGAGGUGGACGGCGCUUACUAUGGUUUUUCAGGUUGUCACAGAUACGAAGCUCAUGAGCGUUUAGGACUCCCAACAAUACGAUGCAAAGUGAGACGGGGGACCAAAGACACUCUCAGACAUCAUCUUCGUUGAGCACAUUUUAUCGUAGUGUAGUCGCCAGAAGAAGUUUCUGACCUAAAAAAUCGACUGGAUUUUAUAUUGUAUUUAGAAUGGAUAUGCUGCCUGCCUGCCUGCUUAAGAAUGAUUCACAUCAUCUUCUUCUUCUUCUUCUUCUUCAGCCAUUGAAGAAAGAAAGACAUGAGUUCUGUUGUCAUAUAUAUGUUUAUUUUAUAUUAUUUAUUCGUUAGAAUUGA